Messenger RNA from Cyprinodon tularosa, 3583 nucleotides. RefSeq names its product ATP-sensitive inward rectifier potassium channel 10. Gene Ontology annotation, cellular component: plasma membrane. Gene Ontology annotation, biological process: potassium ion import across plasma membrane; regulation of monoatomic ion transmembrane transport. NCBI's taxonomy places the organism in Eukaryota, Metazoa, Chordata, Actinopteri, Cyprinodontiformes, Cyprinodontidae. Gene Ontology annotation, molecular function: inward rectifier potassium channel activity. Bases 267 to 1529 code for a protein of 420 amino acids. The record is from RefSeq and is a predicted model, not a curated record. The transcript has 6 exons.
UCCUGCCACUUUGGGAAGAAAUUGCGGGCAGCGGCACGGCGGACUUUGGGUACGAAACGGGGCCCCAACGAGCCAAUGAGAGGCCUCAUAGCUCUGCUUAAGAGGUGUACAGUAUCGUGGGACGUUGGCUGCAGACUUACAGUCCAAACUGUGCCCUGUGAGCAUGCGUAUGACAACAGAGGAGACAUGUAGAGCAGAAGGCUGAGGCUCUGGGUACCACAAUCCUCACUGCACCUGACAAUUAGUUCAUUGUCUGCUCUAAGAAGAUGACCUCCUCCUCGCCACCCUGCUCUCGCAGCUCUUCCCCUCACAAAGUUUGCCACUCCCAGACACAAACCGAUGUUCUGAAGCCGCUGUUGGGCGGUGGAUCUUCUGCCGGGGCUGGGGUUCUGAAGAAGAGGAGGCGCAUCCUGUCUAAAGAUGGGCGCAGCAAUAUGCGCAUUGAGCACAUCAGUGGAAGGAACGCCCUCUACAUGCGUGACCCCUGGACAACUUUUCUUGAAAUGCCAUGGCGCUACAAGUUCUUCCUGUUCACAGCAACCUUUGCGGGGACUUGGUUUCUUUUCGGGGUAGUGUGGUACCUGUUGGCUUUGCUGCACGGAGAUCUGCUGGAGUUUGGUCCGCCAUCCAACCAUACACCCUGUGUGAUGCAGGUGCAGACCCUCACAGCUGCCUUCCUCUUCUCUUUGGAGUCGCAGACCACCAUUGGUUAUGGUUUCCGAUGCAUAACAGAGGAAUGUCCAGUCGCUAUAAUCCUCCUCAUCCUCCAGCUGGUCAUCACCAUGCUCAUGGAAAUCUUCAUCACUGGCACCUUUCUGGCCAAGAUUGCGAGGCCGAAGAAGCGAAGUGAGACGGUGAAGUUUAGCCAGCAUGCUGUUGUAUCGACUCAUGAAGGCCAACCCUGCCUGAUGAUCAGAGUCGCCAAUAUGCGUAAGAGUCUCCUUCUUGGUUGUCAGGUAACAGGAAAACUUCUGCAGACGUCACUGACAAAGGAAGGUGAAACAGUUCGUAUGGAUCAGAGAAACGUUCCUUUUCAAGUAGACACUUCCAGCGACAGUCCCUUCCUCAUCCUUCCACUCACCUUUUACCACAUCAUCGAUGACAACAGCCCUUUGAGAGCCUGGGCUGCCAAGGGUGGUGGCUGGACAGAUCCAGAGCUUGCAGACUUUGAACUGCUGGUGAUCAUGAGUGCUACAAUAGAACCAACCUCUGCCACCUGCCAGGUCCGCACCUCCUACCUGCCAGAUGAGAUCCUCUGGGGUUACGAGUUUCCCCCAGUAGUCUCUCUCUCUAAGUCAGGCAAAUAUGUAGCAGACUUUGCCUUCUUUGACAAAGUAGCAAAGACCAAGACAACGCCCAUCUUCAAGCUGUCUAGUUCAGAACGAGGAUACCAGAGCAACGGAGGCGGGCCUGUGCCUGACUUAACAGACCCGGAGAAGAUUCGUCUGGAGCAGAGCUACAGGGAGCAGCGAGGCGAAGACAGAGGCCGAGUCAGAGAUCCUUUAAGUGUUCGCAUCAGCAAUGUAUGAAGUUUCUAAACAUAGAACAUUUUGUGGUCACAUGAGAGCUGAAAGCACAUAAGUCUAAUAUGACAAAGACUGCUUUGAAUGAAGUAUGGUAUGGUAGUUUGUGAACAAUUGUUUGCUAAAGUUGCUGUCACUCAUGACUAUAAAGAGGAAGGAAAUUAUUUGCAACAUGUUACGACAGUUCUGUUUGUUUCACGAGAAGUUGGACUGAAGUCUGUAAAACCUAAACAGUUCUACUUGCAUAAGGACAGAGAAUCGUACUGUUUACCGUAGUCUAAUCACUGACAUUGUAUUGUCUUUUUCAUACUUAGUGGGAGUCUGACCCUCUUGGGUUGAAGGGCAAUAAUUCAUAUCACAAUAAUGUUAGUUGAGCUAAUCAGAAAAUGGAUCCCACUCUUCUGCCCUGUCAGUCUGUCCAAGCAAUCAAUUCCAGCAGUGAAUAAUAAUUCCUGCAGUCAGAGAAGUUCCAUGGCAUAGCAUGACAUUAAGUCACAACAUCAAGCAAACCCUUUUAAAACUUUCCACUUUUCCUAAAAUAUCUAUACUGUUUAAUUCAAAUAAUACAAUCAUAAAGACAAUAUUCAAAAAGCAAGAAAACUGCAAAAACUAGUUGCAUAAAUGUGCACUACCCUGCACUCUUUGUUAUAACUCCUUUAUACCUUUUUCCUGUCUGAUACCUUAUCUAGUUGUGCACAUUUAUGCAACUAUUUUUCUUCAUUUCCUUUUUUUUUUUUAGCAAAAUAAAAGAGGAUAUUUUACAAAAAAAAUAAGAAUUUAUUUAUCUUGUUAAAUGUUUUAUUAGACACAAAAACCUGGCUUGUUACAAUGGGGAAAAUACUUUUGAAUGUUUAUUCCCCUUUAAAACACAAUUCUUUGAAUCAUAUGGCAAAGCGUCAUCACAUGAAGGUGAUGAAGAAGUCAUGAGCAGAGUGACGCAUAGUCUAAAUACCUCUUUGAAACAAAGAUAAAAAAGUCAGGACCUUAUUCUGGUUUCAAUGGGUGUUUCCCAGUUCACUCACUCAUCCAAAUGUAAGAUGAUCUGAGUGUUUACUUUAUAUCAUUUGAAAAACAGGAGAAGAGGCAAACAAGGUGUCGAUAAAACACUAGCUAAUUUCAUAUUAGUUUGUGUUUCCCCUCUAAAGUGUAGGUAAAUGUGUGGUAAAAUUAAAGAUGCGUUACUAAUCAUAAGAGGAAAACUGCUUAAGAUGAAGCCAACAAUGUUCUGUUGAACGCACGUACAGAAAGUCAUAUGACUUUAUGUUUAGCUUCAUAUAUGGGGAAAAAUAGCACCUAGUUCACAAGUCUCACCCUCAACUUCCUCCCAAGCAUCUGAUCACAAUUUAAAAAUUUCCUGUUAAACACUAUGAAGUGGAAACUACUGCAUAAUCUUCUAUCUCAAUCUGUAGAGUUUCUCAACAUGCAUUGCAUAAUGUAUUGUUUAGUGUUGUAUGAAAUUCCUUUGUUGCACUAGAAGUAUGCAUCUAUUGAAGUACAUAGUUUAGCUGUUAGCUGUUAGUCUACAGUUUUUUAAACCUCAUUCAAGAAAAAAUACUAAUCUAUUACAAGUGAAAACUCUCUAUAUUUAAAACAACUGACUUUGAUAAAGAUUACUUAUAUGAAAAGAAAUCUCAGAAAAACAGCCUAAUGACAUUGGCCAAGUGGACAAACGCCAGGAAAUGUAAAUACUCAUGUGCUGAUACACAUAUGUGCCUUUAACAGUAAAGAAAAUAUGAUAUCUUUUGUAAGAGUUAGAGGCAACAAGUUCAGCAAAAUAAUUUGGAAAUUACUCUGUGAUUUGAUAAAAAAAAAAAAAAAACACAGCUCAUCAAUUUUCAUCUUAUCAAAGCACCCAAUGGUCAGCAUAUACAUGUAAACCUGUUAGUGGUUAAACAAUAAAGGCCGAGACGUAGGAAUGUAAAUAUGAACUUUACAUAUCAAUCAAAGAUGACUGUAAGUGACAUAAGGAGAGGGAAGAAAAAGCUGUUUUUGUAAUUACAGGUAAUGGUUUUGAAUAAAGUAAUUCUUUAAAAACUGAUCCAAUAAAGUGUAUCAUUAAA